UUAUUCCAGCGACGGCAGUGCAAAGUAAAAUGGCCGCUCUGCCGAAAUGUGUGUGACACACGGUGACACUUAAACAAGUGUUAUGUUUGUGUCGUCAAUAUUUAUAUUCAAGUUGUUUCAGUGCAAAUGCACAUAAUAAUAAAGUGACAGUGUUUAUUUAUAGUUUAUCCAGUGAAUUUACGGAUUAAAAACAUUCUACUUGUGUCGUUAGGGAAUGAUCGAUUUUCGAAGGAUGAGCGGUAAAUUUGUUAUGUAGUUUUUUUUGUGCAAAUAUUGAAGAUUUUUGAUCCUUGUUUUACCUUCAGGAGGAAAAAAAAAAAUUCUCUUUCAAUUUGUUACAUGAAGUGAAUCGGAUUCAUCGUAUGAAAAAGAAUUCUCUCGUUGAACAUUUUUUUAUGGAUAGCACUAAAUUAAAAUCCAAGCCACGUCUCUUGAGUAAAGUUCGCAUUGCAGGAUAUAUAAGUCUAUAAGCAAAGUAGAUGAUUAUUGCCUACCCUGGCGUCAGCAGUAAUGCCAACGUAUCACAAUGCGGGCGGUGUCUACCCAAAUUUAUCAGCACCAGCCCGUCAAGCAAAACUCGACAGCAACCAAAAUCACCAUCACACAAUUCCAUCAACCAUAACAAAUCUUUCCUUACUUCAUAACACAAUACAACAUUCAAAUUCUUCCAAUCUCACCACGACUUCCAACAUUAUUCCGUCCCAUCCAGUAUCCCCAAUCAUGACAACACAUUCAAACAUUACAUCGCAAAAUGUUACCUCUCAUAUUAAUGCACUUCCCUCACCAGUCAUUAUCACUUCAAAUUCAACAAAUAGCGGCAAUACGAACGUCCUGCCAACGAAUCCUAGGCAUGAAGUGAAGCUCAAUGCAAUGCCAUGGUUUCAUGGUAAAAUAUCGAGGGAAACAGCAGAAAGAUUAUUGCGACCACGUGAAGAUGGCCUAUUUCUAGUUCGUGAGUCGACGAACUUUCCAGGCGAUUAUACAUUAUGUGUAUGCUAUCAAGGGCGCGUUCAACAUUAUCGUGUGAAAUAUAAAAACAAUCAAUUAACAAUAGACGACGAGGAGUUCUUUGAAAAUCUCGCCCUCCUCGUCGAGCACUAUGAGCAAGAUGCCGAUGGUUUAUGUACACAAUUAACAAAAUCAUUGCCAAAACAAGGUAAACAAGAUUUUUGCGUUGAUCCAAAAGCAUUUAUUGAAGCUGGCUGGGUUAUACAAACACACGAAUUAGAAUUACGCGAAUGCAUUGGUAAAGGUGAAUUUGGCGAUGUUCUUCUUGGCGUUUAUCGUGGCGAAAGAGUUGCUGUUAAAAUGUUAAAGGACAAUAGUGAAGCGGCACAAAGAUUUUUAGCCGAAGCAAGUUUAAUGACUUCAUUGAUUCAUGAUAAUUUGGUGAAACUUCUUGGACUUGUUUUUAAUAAUCCACAUAUGUACCUGGUCACUGAAUAUAUGAGUAAUGGAUCUCUUGUCGAUUAUCUCAGAUCACGAGGAAGAUUACAUGUCUCUAAGAAGGAUCAAAUUAAUUUUGCGUUCGAUACUUGUGCUGGAAUGGCAUACUUGGAAUCUAGACAUGUUGUGCAUCGAGAUUUAGCCGCGAGAAAUGUUCUUGUUGCGGAAGAUGGAACAGCAAAAGUCUCGGACUUUGGUUUAGCGCGGGAUGAAAACUUUUCACUCGAUGGUGGAAAGUUGCCUAUAAAAUGGACCGCACCCGAGGCAUUAAAACACAACAAAUUUUCUAAUAAGUCUGACAUGUGGAGUUUUGGAAUUUUACUUUGGGAAAUUUAUUCCUUUGGCCGAGUACCUUAUCCCAGAAUACCGUUGGCAGACGUUGUUAAAAGUGUAGAAGAGGGUCACAUAAUGGAACCACCUGAUGGAUGUCCGCCAGAAGUUUACGAGAUAAUGCGACAGGCUUGGGACUUGCAACCAGAGAAGAGACCCACCUUUCACGAUGUUAAGGUGAAACUGGGACAAUUAAAAAUGGAGACGUAUUGCUGAAAAUAAAGGAAAAGUCAUCUGGGUAAAAGAUAUGAGAAUGAAAAAAAAAAAAAAAAGAAAAGAUGGGACUUUACUAGUCCAUAAUGCAACUUUUAUAAUCAGGGAAAUUCGGUAGUAGUUUCGGAUUAUUAACUCAAGUCUUAAGGAGAAUUAUAUUCCGAGAAAUUGUAUAUUGUAUAGAUGUAGUAGAUAUUCGCGAUGCUUGUAUUUAUUGUUGUUUUUGUGUGACACGCGAGAACGACUGAAGGUUUGAGCUAUAUAAUAAUUAUAAAAAAAAAAUAUAUAUAUUUUUUUUGUUUUAUUUUUUUUUAAUUUUUUUUUUCUUUUAAUGUAACGAACAAAUAUUUUUUCAAAAAUGAACGUUACCUAUUUCAAGCGUGCCUUCUAAUUCAAGUUGAUAAUCUUCAAAAGACGAUCAACUUGCAAUUUUUUUCUUUAGACUUCUUGAAAAUAGUCUAGAAUCCCAAUGCUUUAUUUUAAUUAAUAUACUUCUUUUAAAAAAAACUAAUUGCAAUCGCUUGCUUUUUUUAUUUUUUGUUGUAUGUAUCUAAAGGAAUACAUAAACAACUAAGUUGUAUAAAAAAAAAAAAAAACUGUUAAAUUUUGUUAUAAAAUUAUUAUUAUCAAUUCACUCAAUGGAUAACAAUUUUUUACUGUAUAUGAAAUUAUUUUUAUUUUGCAAAUGAAAAGCUAAAAAAUGUCCGAUAUAAAAUUUUCUUUUACUAAAAUUUAAGUAACAAAAAAUAGUAACAAAAUUUCGAGAAAUACAAAUUUUCCGAAAUGUGAUUUUGUUAAAUGUUUUUUUUUUUUUUAUUAAUUUUCAUUCAUUCAUUUUCAUUGAAAUGAAAAUGAUUUUUAUUUUAAUUGCCUUCACUUGAUAUUUUUUUAAAAGAAUAGUGAAAUGUUUGUAAAAAAAAAAAAAAGAAAUCUGUCACUCAAGAACUGAGGAUUGAUGAGAAUUUUAAUAGUCAUUUAAGCUUUUAUUUUCCUUCUAAUCAAAGAUUUUAUUAUAACAUAUAUUAUGUAUUAAUAAUUCGUAAACUAAAUUAUUUUGUCUAAAAACAAAACAAUUUAAAAAUCUCUCACCGAAAAAGAAUAUAAAUUAUUUUAUUAACGAAAUUUGAAACUAAAAAAAAAAAAAAUUCAAAUUUCGUUUGUUAACUAACAAUACAACUCAAUCUUCACAGUGUACAUCUAAUUGUAAAUAUCUUGUAAAUAUUUUAUUAUUUAGUGAGAGAAAGAGAAAAAAUAUGUGUGUAUGUGUGAGAAAAAGAAAUAAAACUUAAAAAGCGAUUGAUAUCGACUUAGAAAUUAAAUGAAACUGUCCAUAUUUCGGUUUUAAGAUUUGGAUGAAGUCCAAUAUUAAGAAAAAUGUAUACGCACCGAAUAUAAAUGUCGAUACGUUAUAAUACAUGCACCUUUUUUUAGUGUAUGCGAAUUAUAUUAUUAUAUAUGAAAAGAAAAGAAAAAAUGAAAAAUUCGUGAGAAAAUUUGUCGAAGGAAUGAAGUGUAAGUUUUUUUUUUUUUAUUUUGAAAAAUGCGGCGCGUAAUUUGUAGACGAACAUUGUACCUAAUAAUUCUAGUAGAUUCCUAGUUAUCGAGAUUUCUAGAUAAAAAAAAAAAAUACAAUCUAGUUAUUGCAGAGGUUCAUCAUUGAACGAUGAUUUUCUUGACACUUUAUUAAAAAAAAAAUAA
Molecule: messenger RNA, 3687 nt
Organism: Leptopilina boulardi
Lineage: Eukaryota; Metazoa; Arthropoda; Insecta; Hymenoptera; Figitidae
Gene: Csk
Product: tyrosine-protein kinase CSK
Exons: 9
Coding region: 511-1992 (493 amino acids)
Biological process (GO): protein phosphorylation
Molecular function (GO): protein tyrosine kinase activity; ATP binding
Source: RefSeq, a predicted model, not a curated record